Messenger RNA from Plasmodium gonderi, 672 nucleotides. RefSeq names its product variable surface protein. The record is from RefSeq and is a predicted model, not a curated record. The coding region runs from base 1 to 672 and encodes 223 amino acids. The transcript has 2 exons. NCBI's taxonomy places the organism in Eukaryota, Apicomplexa, Aconoidasida, Haemosporida, Plasmodiidae.
AUGGAACUAUGUAAAAAUAAAGGUGAAGAAAUGUAUAAAGAAAAAUGUAACGAACUUGAAAUACGUGGAUUCGGUACACUUAAUGAACAAGUUAAAUAUAAUUGCCCCCAAAUUAUGUCGUACUUAUAUAAAAUCUAUGAAGAUAAUAAUAAUAAUUUUCCUGAAGCUGGUUGUAAAUACCUUAAUUAUUGGAUAUAUCAUGAACUUCUUCAGAAGAAAUAUAUAACUGGAAUAUCAUCGCUAUAUAUCACUUUGUUCUCGCUACUUCCUUCUUUUUAUAAUUCUAUACAUGUGAAUAAAUUUCUAACAAUGUAUAUUGUUGACACUGAUUUGUCAAAGGUCACGGCCAUAUAUUAUAUAUAUAAAUGUCUUAAUAUUGUAAAUGAUAACCAGAGAAAUAAUAAAGAUCAGGAUUUUUGCAAUGCCAUAGAAGUUAUUACAAAUGAGUAUAAGCCCAACAUACACACAACAUUUAGUGGAUUUUGUGAAAACAAUGUAAUACCGUCUUGUAAAAAUACAAUGUUCACUCCAUAUGGACCAUAUUUGUCCUAUGGGCUCCAAAAAAUAAAAAAUAUGUGGAAUAAUGUGAACAAAGAAUGGGACAUAAUAGACCAUCCAGGAAUAAUUAAUUUUAAUUCAAGAGAGAGAGAAUAUGAUAUUUUGUAUCACUGA